Fimicolochytrium jonesii is the source of this 852-nucleotide messenger RNA. Its product is annotated as putative nonhistone protein 6. The transcript has 4 exons. The record is from RefSeq and is a predicted model, not a curated record. The coding region runs from base 289 to 609 and encodes 106 amino acids. NCBI's taxonomy places the organism in Eukaryota, Fungi, Chytridiomycota, Chytridiomycetes, Spizellomycetales, Powellomycetaceae.
CCGCAAAGUGACGCGUGUUUGAAGAACAGGAGAACACGCUAGACAAGCGGUGCUUAAUGAGUGGCGCAGUCCUAGUCAUCGAAGGAAGAGAAGCACAGCUGGCACGACGAUUAUUGAAGCGAUGCCCUGCUUGCCCCUUGCGCUCAGUUACCACCAGCAUAGUAUAUAAAGAUCCCACGCUCUCGCCUGUUCCCCACGCUUCUCUCAACACUCUCAGCAAUCUUCCUUCCACUUCCCAGUCGGCUAUAACCUGCGUACGGCCAGCCCUUUAGCUCAUCCAUCGCCACCAUGCCUAAGGAAGUCAAGUCCAAGGAUCAGAAAGUCUCCCGGAAGACCAAGGCAAAGAAGGACCCCAAUGCUCCCAAGAAGCCUCUUUCCGCCUUCAUGAUCUUCUCCCAAGAGAACAGGCCACGGAUAAAGGAAGAGAACCCUGAUGCGACAUUCGGUGAUCUUGGCAAACUUUUGGGUGCUGCGUGGAAAGAAAUCAACCCCAAGGACAAGGCGCUCUACGAGAAGAAGCAGGAGAAAGCCAAGCAACAAUACGAGGUUGCCAUUGCCGAAUACAACAACGGCGGCAAGAGCGGUGGUGUAGGAAGCGACUCGGAGUAGCGACAUCGGAGGCCCCAACGUACGGACUGGACUACAAAUGGUUGCUCAUAGUGUAUCCGAGGGUCCCUCGUGUGUUAUCGUACACGGCAAGGAGGGCCGGAACGCCGGAAUCGUAGGAUUUGGACGAUUUCUGAGGUUUUAUUACUAUUUCGGAUUUUUUGUAUAAAUACAUACACCUGUCAACUGAAAUGAGAGCUCGGUCGAUCAAUUUUACAUUUACCUACACUGUCAUCUGCUGAACCA